UCUCGUCUUCCUCUGAAUAAAAAACAAACAUACAAAAGUCUUCUGACAUUUUCGCGAUUCGAACAGCUCUGAUCGAAAAGUUGUUCUCUUUCUUCUUCAAUCCUCGUUCGGAGACGAUUUUAUCAGGCGGGUUAAGAUCGAAAUCAGAUAUCUUUUUGAGUUUAUUUGCUGCUACCGAGCUCUUUUUUUUUUCUCUGUUUCGAGCUCUAAUCGAUGGCGGAGACGAUGACGAGCAGAGGCAAGUCGUCGGAGGUUGUCCGGUGGGAGAAGUAUCUUCCCAAAACGGUGCUUAGGGUUUUGCUCGUCGAGUCCGAUGACUCAACUCGUCAAAUCAUCACCGCCCUUCUUCGGAACUGCUCUUACAAAGUUGUAGCUGUGUCCGAUGGUUUAGCUGCGUGGGAGAUUCUUAAGGAGAAGUCACAUGACAUUGACCUUAUACUAACGGAGCUUGAUUUGCCAGCUAUAUCUGGUUUUGCUCUGCUUGCGUUGGUGAUGGAGCAUGAAGCUUGCAAGAACAUUCCUGUCAUAAUGAUGUCGUCGCAAGACUCGAUGACGUUGGUGUUGAAGUGUAUGCUUAGAGGUGCUGCUGAUUAUCUGAUUAAACCCAUGAGGAAGAACGAGUUGAAGAAUCUAUGGCAACAUGUCUGGAGGAGACUUACUCUGCGUGAUGGCCACAAGGCUCAAGGUCUUAGCUUAUCAGCUUCACAGAAGAACCUCGAAGAUACUGAUGAAACUAGUGCAGAUUCUAGAUAUCAUUCUGACCAUGCUACCAGCUACAACGGUGACAGUAAGCUAAUGGAGGAUGUUAGUGAUUCUGGUAGAACUGACAGAAAGCUUGAAUCGUUUGAUGUGACAAUGGAUUUGAUCGGUGGAAUCGAUAAACGGCUUGAGUGUUUCUACGGAGACAACUGUCGUGAUGAGUGUGCUGGUCCAGAGCUAGGACUUUCUCUGAAAAGAAGUUGCUCUGGGAGUUUCAAGAACCAAGAUCAAAGGGAUGCAUCUGCCUUCUCUAGAUAUGAGAAUAGACAGCCAGAGCCAGAGCCAGAAGAGAAAGCAGAGGUUGCUGUGGAGCAGAGUAGCUCAGGUGAGCCCAAGACACCAAGCGAAUCACAUGAGAAGCUAAGAAGAGUAAGAUCUGAUCACGGAAGCGCUACAACGAGCAGCAACCAUGUAUCAUCAAGUUUAAGCGGACACAACGAGUUAAGCUUCCGUAGUAACCAAGUUCCUCAACACCAAAAAGCAACCAAGGAAAUGGAAGUUGGUUCUGAAAGCACCAAUGAUGUGAUCGCAGGACAGAGCAGGAGCAGCACGACAGAGAAAGCAAAGGAAGAAGAAGAAGAAGGUGGUCGAAGUGUAGAGGAACGUCGGAGACAGAGAGAAGCUGCACUGAUGAAGUUUCGGUUGAAGAGGAAAGAUCGAUGCUUUGACAAAAAGGUGAGAUAUCAGAGCAGGAAGAAGCUAGCAGAACAGCGUCCACGAGUGAAAGGCCAGUUCGUACGCGCCGUUAACUCUGAUGCAUCUAAAUAAAUAUAUAACUAAAAAAUCUUGUAGUAGUAUUAUAUAUGUUGGUUUUUGUAUAAUUGAGACUUGUUCUUGUUAACUAUAUCUAAGUGUGAUUUUUGUCUAUA
Raphanus sativus (radish) is the source of this 1628-nucleotide messenger RNA. Its product is annotated as two-component response regulator-like APRR9. Gene Ontology annotation, molecular function: protein binding. NCBI's taxonomy places the organism in Eukaryota, Viridiplantae, Streptophyta, Magnoliopsida, Brassicales, Brassicaceae. Gene Ontology annotation, biological process: cytokinin-activated signaling pathway; phosphorelay signal transduction system. The coding region runs from base 214 to 1527 and encodes 437 amino acids. The transcript is spliced from 6 exons. The record is from RefSeq and is a predicted model, not a curated record.